Drosophila subobscura is the source of this 823-nucleotide messenger RNA. Its product is annotated as rhythmically expressed gene 2 protein. The record is from RefSeq and is a predicted model, not a curated record. Lineage: Eukaryota; Metazoa; Arthropoda; Insecta; Diptera; Drosophilidae. Bases 40 to 801 code for a protein of 253 amino acids. The transcript has a single exon.
CAUUUGGAGCAGUACAGAACCUGGUCACACUGGAGCAAAAUGUCGUUGAAAUGUCAAUUAUUUGGGCAAAAUCUGCGCCGAUUUCGCUUGGUUACAUUUGAUGUAACGGACACGCUGCUGAAACUUGAAGAUCCUUUGAAGCAAUACCAAAAGACGGCAGCCGAAUGCGGAGUGACUGGCCUCAACAGGCAGCAGCUGGAGCGCUGCUUUCGCCAACAGUUCAAAAUCAUGAGCCAAAAAUAUCCAAAUUUUGGUCGCAGCUCACCAAAUCUCGACUGGCAAUCGUGGUGGCUGCAGCUGGUGGCGGGUACGUUUAGCUGCGUGGAUGCCAGCCUGCCGGCCGACAAGCUGGCCACGAUAGGGCAACAGCUCGUUAGGGUUUUCCGCACCAGCGCCUGUUGGCGGCAUGUCGAGGGAGCAACCGAAUUGGUUCAGCGCGUUCGCGAUUCUGGCAAAUGUGUGGGCAUCAUAUCCAACUUUGAUCCAUCCCUACCACAAGUACUCCAGGCCAUGGGCUUUGCAGGCAAAUUCGACUUCGUUCUGACCUCCUACGAGGCUGGCGUUAUGAAACCCGACGCGCGCAUCUUUAACAUCCCACUGGAGCGUUUGCAAAUAGCGCCGGACCAGGCCCUGCACAUUGGCAACAAGUACGACAUGGACUAUGCCGGUGCCCGCAACAGUGGCUGGAGCGGAUUGCUCGUGCACCCGAUGGAGGCAGACAACCAAAACGAGGCCAAACACUCAUACGCCAACCUGGCCACACUGCUGAACGCACUCGAAACCCAAGAGAUUGUCUGGUGAUUCUUUCAUUUCUUUUCUUUGU